This is a messenger RNA of Podarcis lilfordi (Lilford's wall lizard), 434 nucleotides long. NCBI's taxonomy places the organism in Eukaryota, Metazoa, Chordata, Lepidosauria, Squamata, Lacertidae. The record is from the annotation of a GenBank genome assembly.
AAAGGGAAGCUGAUGAACCGCGGAAUGAUGCUCCGGUGCCAUCAAAGGCAGGAAAGGAUCGCAGGGAAGUUGCCAGCCCGAAACCCCCUGGAUCAGCGGCGCAGGCGGCGGAGGAGGCGGCGGCGGCGGCGGGGAAGAGAGCAGUAGUGGAGGGGGCACCACCCCAGCGGCGCCCCCGACCCGAAAGAGCCCCGCCGCGCUCGGGACCAUCCAAAUCCAGGGAGGCGCUGGGGGCUCCGCAUUCCCGGGCCACAGGAGAGGCUGCUGCCGCUUGGCUCUCGGCACCGGGAGCAUUCUACAUCUUACAGUACGAUUCCACCGGCGAAGGCGAGCGGCAGCGGCAGCGGGAUCCCGGCUGGGGGUUCAGAUCCGCGGCGCCUGGGGCAGGGGGGCGAGGGAUGCCCAUCAGUGCCCCGGCUCUGGAUGGAGGCUGA